Fukomys damarensis (Damara mole-rat) is the source of this 4742-nucleotide messenger RNA. It is a transcript of the gene Efcab8, whose product is annotated as EF-hand calcium binding domain 8. The record is from RefSeq and is a predicted model, not a curated record. Bases 991 to 4041 code for a protein of 1016 amino acids. NCBI's taxonomy places the organism in Eukaryota, Metazoa, Chordata, Mammalia, Rodentia, Bathyergidae. Gene Ontology annotation, molecular function: calcium ion binding; protein binding. The transcript is spliced from 23 exons.
GUCAUUGGAAAACUGCAGAAGCCACCAUAAGAAUAAUUGAUGACAUUGCCAUUGGGAAAUUAAUCUACUGAGCUAAAAAUCUAAUGGAAAACAAAUUUAAGGCCAUUAUCCCCUCCCACCCUUUUUUUGGUAUUGGGGACUGAACUCAGGACCUUGUUCUUGCAAGGCAGGUGGUGAAACUACUGAGCUUAAAUCUCUGGCCCCAUUAGCCCCCCCCUUUUUUUUUAAUCCUCUAGUUUUAAAUCCUCUAAUAAAACUAACUUAUGUGGCAAAAUUCUUGUAUCUCCAUUAUUGAUGAAAUAGGAGCAGAAGCCUAGGGAGAAUGUGAAAUUCCUUGUGAAAUAUGAUUUUGCUGAUUUAAAUGUGUGCUCUUUUAAAAUCUGGAAUCAUUGUUUCCAGUUGAAACGGCUCUGAAGAGACUUGCCUUUUACCAACUUGUCCUGCCAUCUGUGCCACAUUUUGCACUGGUGCCUUUAGAUCUAGGCCUGCUCUGAAGUCUGGAUUUGGAAGCCCCAUCUCACACGUAGUGCCCUUGUGGCCAUGCUCUUUUCACAUAGCUGAAACUCACAAAGAGGGUGUCAGGGAGCUGAUGUGCCUUUGUUGUCCCAACUUUGGGAGCCAGUGGGCCUUUUGCUUUGGAUGAGCCCUGCUUUAUAAUAGGGCUCCCUGGCAUUACCUGUGGUUCCUGUUGGGCUCUCUGUGCCUGUACUUGUCCUAUAGAUUGUUUUAUAUUCAUACUUGUCCUGGCAAUUUAUGUAGCCUAUCAUUGUCUUCUAUAAUUUCAACUUCAUUAAUAAAAAGAACAACUCACAUUGGAGGAGAAAAUUGACUGUUUAUGAUUUUGGGGGUGGAUUCUUACACUACAUUUAUGUUCUUCAUGUGGAAUUCUCUUAUUUCUCUGGUUCUAAAUGUGACCAGUUAACUCCGUAGCAACAGAUUUACACAGUAACUUCACAGAGGAACAAUCUUGAACUCAGGGCAGCUGUCAAGAUGUCUCAGUUGAGAUGGGAAUUCAAAACUGAUAAUGCCCCAUGCUCAAACACACUUAGCAGGGGAGAUCAAAUUGGGUCAAGACAAAUGUCUCCUGAGGACUUAGAAGAGAGCCCUCAACCUGAAAAGCUAUCUAUCCCAGGUGAAUUCCAGGACAAGGGGACUCCUAGUUCCCCACCAUCCAUCAUCCUUAGCCAUAUUCCUGACACUCCACCGAGUACUCAACUGUUUACUGGGUUGCAUCUGGCUGAGAUGGAGAAAAUAUUUGAGGAGGGAAUUGGCUCCAGUAGAGCCAUGAACCUGGAAACUUUCAUCAGGAGCAUGAAGAAGGUUCUGAGCGAUGUAUCCAAUGAGAUGCUGGAGACACUGUUUUUCAAGGUGGAUUCGGAUGGUAAUGGCUUCAUCACCUGGCCAAAGUAUAUGGACUACGUGAUGCAUGAGUUCCAGGGCCUGGAAGAGAUGAGGAGGAGCCAGUAUCGCCUGCGCUUCCACCUUCCUAUGCAGAUCAUCCCCCUACGGCGUGGGUGUGAGAUUGUGAAAGUAGAGUUUUUAAUCCAGCGGUUCAAGAAGAUCGGGCGUUUCCUGACUGUCACCAGGGAUGGGGUCCUGCAGUUCUGGUCUGAGUCCUUCUUGCCGAUUAGCUCCUUUAGGCUCAGGAAACUCCACAACCAGCAGAUGUGGGUCAUUGACCUGGUGUGCUUACACAACAUGAACCUCAUUGCAGUUUCAUCUACUGAACUGAAGAUAGAGUUCUUUGAUAUCAGUAACUAUAAGUGUGUCCGGGCCUUCACCUUUACUGAACUGGACAGCUGCAUCCUGGUCAUGGACUACUGGUCUGAUUAUCACAAAGGUGUGUUCUGCCUUGGGGACACCAAGGGCAAUGUCAUUAUCUUCACCUCCGACAAUGUGGCCAGUGGGCUGUUCAACCCUCACAUCCUUCCCAGGAUCUCCAAAUGGGAUCACUGGGUCAGCGUUUCCAUGCAGAAACUCUUAAAUGAGAAGUCCAUUUUGUACAGAAGUUACUGCCUGCCGGCUCUCCAUACCAACUGGUGUCAACAGGUCAAGUUUGUCCCCCAGCUAAACAUGGUGGUCUCCUGUUCGGCUGUGGAGAAAUCCUCCAUGGUGCUGACAAUGCUGCCAUCCAAAGACCUGGAGAAACCCAAGUUUUCAGUGCUGAAUUUAAGAAAAGGAAUUCUUUGCUUUGACUACUGCCCAGACAAGAACUUCCUGGCAACCGGUGGGUAUGACUCCCACAUCCGCCUGUGGAAUCCUUUCAUCUCAAAAAGGCCUGUGUGGCUGAUGAAGGGGCAUCAGACCUCAGUGACACACAUCAUCGUGGACAGCAAGAACAGCAGCAUCCUCAUCAGUAUCUCCAGGGACAAGAACAUCUGUGUGUGGGACCUGCAGGAUUACGUGUGCCUCCAGACCUUCUCUGGGAAGCAGUUUGCCCUGGGAAACUACCCCAUCACCAGUGCCUAUUUCAACACCAAAGGCAAUACCCUCAUCUGUAGCACCUACUCUAUUGGCAUCCUAAAAGGGUACUUGGAGGCUCAUGGGCCGACGAAAUUAGGGAAGACCACAACUCACAAUUCAGCCCUGUGUGCUGUCCUCUACAGCAAGAUCUUCAAGCAGGUGCUGAGUGGCUGCCAGCAGGGCACAGUGAGUGUGUGGGAGAUCGUGACAGGGAGAAAAAUGAUGGAGUUCUCAGUGUCCGGUGCCCAGCUCGUGGAGCUCACUGCAAUGGCCCUGGACACGUACGAGCGGUGCCUCCUGACGGGCUUGCUGGAUGGCACAAUGAAGAUGUGGAACUACAACACUGGAGAGUGUCUGCUAACUUUCCCCAACCCUGACCAAGUGGAGAUUAGUGGCAUUGUCCAUAUGAACAAAGUGUACUACAUGACAGGAUGGAGUAAGAGGAUCACCAGUUUCAUGUUCCACAAGACCAAGCCAGUGCUCUUGUGCCAUCACUGGCAGACCUUCCACAUGGAAGAUGUGCUCUGCAUGGCUAAGUACCAGAACCAGUUCCUUGGGACUUCCUCCUACAAUGGGGACAUCCUCUUCUGGAACGUCAACAUGUUGAAGCCCAUCUUGAAUUUCAAUGCCUCCGUGAGCCCCUUACCCUUGCAGCCUGUGAAGGUGGAAGAAGCAGAGGUAUGUGUGGAUAGCAGCCAAGGGCUUAGCAAAACCUGCGUGGAGAAGAUGUGGGCACAUAAGGCCUCCGAGCGGCUCCCUUGCCCUGGCAGGAGGACCAGCCACAGACGGACCCUCAUGUCAGCUCCUGUGGGGAUGAAACACUCAGGCUCCAAGGAACCAGAAAGGCCUCUGUCCCAGCAGAUAUGUUUCAGCACUGGGAGAUCCAAGUCGUCAAACAGGUACCUUGACAAAGGGUCAUUUUACAAAGAGACUGAAAUGAGAAGAAAGGAACCCCAGAAGAAAAUGUUGCUGCAAUCCAAUGCAUCAGUGGAGAAGAUCAUUUUCCUGCAGACCAGGCCUCGCCUGCCACAUACGGCGGCCAUGCUGAGCAGCUGCAUCAAUGGCUACAUCUAUGCUUGCUCCAUCCAUGGGAAUGGAGGUCUGCUAGGGAAGUUCCCCGUGGACCUUGAAGAUAAUGGGGAUGUUGUGGGUGCCAUGGCCACUGAUGAAAACGACUGGAUCCUUAUCACAGGAGAUUGUAAAGGACGCAUCAAGAUAUGGGACAUCAAGGAUUACUGCACAUUUGUUGGCCAUCGGCUACCCCAAUCUAGUGGGGUGAAGAUUCCCACUGAAACAGAGAACAAGUUCCGGUUCUUAAUUCCUGAUCGGCUCCAGACCAGUAUUCCAUACUACAUUCCUCUGCAGGAGAAGGAGGUUGUGAAAGGCCAGACCAUUUCCCUGGUUCCCCCCAAGCUUCUGAUUACCUGGAAAGGCCAUCUGGAGAGUGUGGCAGAUAUCCUAUAUGUGGAGAGCUUGCAGCUGAUUAUCAGUGCUGGCCAGGACUGGGACGUCAAGGCUUGGAAACUCUCUGGUGAUGCCAUUGGUAUGGGUCCCGCUGAGGAAUUCCCCAACCCCUAGGCUUUCUUCUACCUGUCUCUGAUGGAACACAAGCUGGCAUGAACCUGCCCACAGAAAAUGCCUUUGCUCAGAUGCUAUUACAGGGUGUGAAUCCUCCAUUCCUCCAUUCAGCAUUCAGUUCAGUAUCUAUUAGCCAUUGAUCUACACAUUUAUCCACCCUUCCAACAUUAUUUGCCUUUGAAUUUUUGAAAAUAGUAUACCUGAUUAGUUGUUCCUUUCUCUCUUUAAAAAUAAAUGUUAGUGCUUUAUCAUACAUAAAAGCACACAAGCCAAAAGGGUUCAACUUUGUGAAUUUUCAGAAAGUAUACAUGUAUAUCCACAGAGCCACCAUCCAUGUCAAGAAACAAAAAUCAUUCUAGGGGCUCCCCUUAUCCCCUCCCCUGACUGUCACUGUAAAUAUUUCUGCAGGAGUAACUGCCAUCCUGAUUUCUGUAUUCAUAGAUCAAGAAGGUAUAGUUUUGAACCUUGUAUAAAUGAAGUCAUUUGAUAGGUUCUCCUUGUGCCAGUUUUCUUUCUCACAUCAUUUAUUAUGCUUGUGAAAUUCAUCCAUGUAUUGAGUGUAGUAGCUCAUUCAUUUUUGUUGAAUGAAUGUCAUUAUCUGUACUGUUGUUAGUGGGCAUGGCGAUUGUUUCCAGCUGUUUUGAAUACUGAAAAAUAAUGCUGUUAUGAAUAUUCUUAUAUGUAUAUAUAUAUAUAGAUGA